UCGUGUGCCGGCGCACGGACGUAAACGAGAAAUGUUGCUCGCGAGUGUUUUUAUACAAAUUGUAUUUAUUUAUACAGUUUAUUCAGAAGAUGCCGUCUCGACGCCGAAGCCGAAGAAAAUUCUGGACACCGUCAUGAACCCAUCCUACAUUCCAGCGGAAGAGAAACACGGGUCCUACUGGAAAAAAUCUGCAGCCGAGACCCUAAAAGCCAAGCUGCAGGAGAAAAUAAACACGAAUAAAGCCAAAAAUGGUAUACUUUUCAUCGGUGAUGGUAUGUCACUAGCGACUGUCAUGGCUGCAAGAACUUUUGGCGGACAAAUGGACAGAAACUUAGGAGAGGACAAUACAUUAGAAUUCGAAAAGUUUCCGGUGUCUGGAUUGGCCCGGACGUACUGCAUUGACGCUCAAGUGCCUGACUCUGCUUGCACAGCCACGUCUUACCUCACUGGAGUGAAGACCAAAUAUGGAGUGAUCGGUCUUGACGGCAACGUCACUAGAGGGUCCUGCUUCUCCCAGCUCCAUAAAGGCAACUGGGCGUCAUCUAUCGGACAAUGGGCUUUGGCCAGUGGAUUGGAUGUUGGCUUUGUGACGACUACCCGAGUAACCCACGCCUCUCCUGCCGGCAUGUUCGCCCACACAUCUGAGAGGAAUUGGGAGUCAGAUGCUGACGUACCAGAUGAAUGCAUCAGCUUGGGUUGUCAGGAUAUCGCUCGUCAACUGAUAAUGGCGAACCCAGGAAGACAGUUUAAGGUUAUUCUCGGAGGUGGCAGACGGGAGUUCCUUCCUAAUAUUACUACUCCUUUGACCAAUUAUACCGGAAGACGCAAAGAUGGUAUUGAUUUAACAGACAUGUGGCAUACCGAUAAGAUGGAGAAGAAUGCCACUCAUCAAUACGUGACGGACAGAAAUGAACUUAUGAAGGUGUUCAAUUCAGACGACCUUCCAGAAUACCUUUUAGGCCUCUUCCAAAAUGACCACAUGGAUUACCACCUGCAGGCCUCCAAUCAGCCAACAUUGGAAGAAUUGGUGGAAGUUGCGAUAAAAAUGCUUAAUCGCAGUGAGAAAGGAUAUUUCCUAUUUGUCGAAGGGGGCCGCAUCGACCACGCACACCACGACAGCUACGCACAUUUAGCACUCGACGAAACCGUGGAAUAUGCGAAAGCAGUGAAAAAAGCCAAGGUCCUAACUAAUCCCCAAGAUACGCUGAUAGUGGUCAGUUCUGACCACGCCCACACUAUGACAGUGGCUGGUUAUCCCUCACGAGGGAAUGAUAUAUUAGGAGUAGUUGAUACAGCAAGAGGCAUGGAUGGCAAACCUUAUACAACGAUUAGUUAUGCCAAUGGGAAAGCUAAGUCGUUGGACGAAAGCGGCAGGGUGGACGUUACGCUGCAUAGUGAAUUUUCUAGUAAAGCGUUAGACUACUCCUACCCGAGCCUGGUUCCCCUGGACUCUGAGACACAUGGAGGUGAAGAUGUAGCGGUUUACGCAUCAGGACCUUGGCAGCAUCUCUUCACGGCCAGCUACGAACAAUCCGUUGUUCCGCAUUUCAUGGCAUAUGCUAUGUGUAUUGGUGAAGAAAAACAUGAAAACUGCGAACCAAAAAUGAGUCAUAGAUCUUUUUGGACCUCCGACAGUAUAGCGAAUAAACCAAAUAAGUAUUUUGUAAUUUUAAUUAGUGUGAUACUUGGCUGUGUUAGAUUUUUAGGUUAGGAUAGAAAACUAGAUCUUAUAAGGGUAAGAUUCAGACGAACUAUUUUCAACACGUUUUUAAAAUACGGGAGUCACGGCGAUAUAUCCUUAGUUUACUAAAAGUUUUGUAAAAUAUUGCUAGGAACUCCUAUGGUCUGAUUAAACUAUGACGUCCAUUAAAGAAGAUCGAACAAUAAUUAAUAAUAAUAAUCUUAGACCAAUUUCACGAUUUUCAAGUAAUGAAUCAACUAUUUGUUUUAAUAAGUUAAAACAAUUGCACGAUCAAUGGCAUUUAGUUCUUGCAGCCAUUACUUUUCUAUACUUAUUUUAUUAAGUAAUCGACAAUUUACUUGAAAAUUGUGAUCCCAUAAAAAUACGAUCCGUUUUUAUAACUUGACGUUGCGGCAUAAUAUAUUAUUGUACUUAAAUCUCGAAUACAUUUAGAGUAAGAACAUAUAAUGUUAAUUUAGGCUAAAAACUUAAUUUAUUUUUAGAACUGUAUAAUAAGUUUGUGUUGUGAAAAUAGCAUUUAUAGCGCGUUUUAAACAUUUACAAUUACAAGUGUUUAUUAUUAUAUAUCAAUGAUACAGAGAACUAAAUUUUCCCAAAAAAUUUUAAAUGUCUGUUUUGAAUCUCCCCAACUCUUGUAGUGGAGACCUUAUUUCAUACAAAUGUUUUGUUAAGAAAUUUCCUAAUAUAUAUUUAUUUUCCUAUACCUGUAUAUUCAUAGAUGAUUGGGGGGCCCAUGGUCUCGUGAGUCCCACCCGUACGUACGCCUUUGUUGCUGUGGAUGAAAUUUUAAAAUUUUAAUUCAAUUCUAUGCCGAAAUCUUCCAUUUGCGAUCGAAAGCUUCUUAAUAUUUUGGAUAACUGCUCGACACGUACCUUUAUGUCGAUUUGUUGCUUCAGGUUACACGUGAACAUUCUAUAAUGCGAUGCAUUACUCUGACUUGUUGUAGUUUGCGUACGUACGUACAUUUCGGAUCUGAUUUUAGCUUAAAUCUGUGCAGGUUCAAGAAAGGUUGUCCUAACAUCUACACCUGCAAUGAGAUUUAGCAUCUAUUUAUACUAUGACUAUGACAUUGUUAUUAGUAAACGGGUGUUAAUAAAUUAGCACAAAUAAACGCGU
Pieris brassicae (large cabbage white) is the source of this 2818-nucleotide messenger RNA. Its product is annotated as membrane-bound alkaline phosphatase-like. Gene Ontology annotation, molecular function: alkaline phosphatase activity. Gene Ontology annotation, biological process: dephosphorylation. The record is from RefSeq and is a predicted model, not a curated record. Bases 32 to 1711 code for a protein of 559 amino acids. The transcript has 8 exons. NCBI's taxonomy places the organism in Eukaryota, Metazoa, Arthropoda, Insecta, Lepidoptera, Pieridae.